UAAAUAAAGUACACAAAUAAACUAUAUUGUAAUUACUUUUAGAAAUUUUGUGAAAAUGAAGAUGAAAAGUAAAAAAAUGUUUCGUGUUGUAUACAAUUGCAACAACAUUUAGUUUUUGUUAGUAGUAGAAAAGUACAAUACAUAAUUUCUAAAUUUAGUUUAAACUUUGAACUGUAAUUGUAUUUAUAUAAUCAUGUUACGAAGAUACAUCCAUCAUGCUUCCGUUAUGUGUAGUACUAAAAAACAAGGAAUGAAAUUGUGUAAAAUGCUUAAUCCGAAAAAUAGCCGACGAUGGCUUCCAUCAGAAUCCAUGGGUAUCAGUGCAUUACCAACAGUGAAAAGCUUGACAAAAGUAAAAUAUGAGCCUGAUAAUCGUGGUGUUAGAAGACUAGCAAUGUUGAAUAAAUUAUUUAUGAAGUAUAUCACUGAUAUUAUGUCCACUGGCACAAUUUCUAUAAAUAUUGUUGGUCAUGGAAUAGAAAUAUCAAAGGUUAGAGUUGCUCCCGAUUUUAAAACAGUAAAUGUUUAUUGGUUAUGCAAAGGGAAUCAGUCAGAUGAUGAAACAGAGGCUUUGUUAAAUAGAUCUGCAGGACCCUUGCGACAGGAAUUAUCAACACUCCGCUUAAUGGGGGAAGUACCUUACAUUUGUUUUGUCAAAGAUAAGCAAGAGGCACAGUUAGUGGAUUUAGAUCGGCGCUUAGCUUUAGCCGAUUAUGGUGAGGAUUACACACCAACAGAAAUAGGACAUCUGUUGAAGUCGGAGUUCAUGUUGAAUAUGAAGUUAUCACCGGAAGUUAAGGCAAAAAUAAAACAAUUGGAAGAGGAACAUACAACAUUACAAAAUAAUGCAAUAGAAGAUGACCCAAUACCAGAAAUGACUAACAAUGUGUACGGUCUUGAUCAUAACAAAAUUAUGGCCAGGUUAUUAGCAUCGCGAAAGAAGUCUAAGGAAGCUUGGGCGAACUUAGAGUCGGAGUCACCGGUGAUCUCAUAUAGAGCGACAGAGGUUGCGCCUAUGAAGAUAGAUGUAAGGGAACAAAAGAGAGAAAUAGCGGAGUUCCUCAUGCAGCGUCAGAUCCUGCAGAAAAAGCUUCAUAGAGAGAGGCGGAGUAAAGAAGUGAUCAACCACGAACAUGAGGAUGUCACGAACGAGCACGUGGAAGAUAUAGAUGAAUACUGUGACGAUUAUAAAGACGAAUAUGAAUUGGAAACUAUUAACGGAUACGUUAAACAAUAAUCAGUUAAAAACUGCUGUGUUUUGUGUUACAAGUAGGGUUGCCACCUUUUAUUAGAAAAAAUAGAGUAUAUCUGAUUUCAAAUGAUUGUGAAACUGACGUGGCAGUGGGCAGGGCACAUAGUUCGACGGACGGAUGGCCGUUGGGACAGUAAAGUCCUCGAAUGGCGACCACGUACCGGAAGACGCAGUGUUAGUAGGCCCCCAUCUGAUUUCAAAGUAGGUAAAUAAAGAGUACGGACUUCCAAAAAAGAGUACUCAUCAUUUAUUUUUAAAUAUAAUAUUAUUAUAAAAAUUAAAUGUGUUUUUAUAGUAAACAUUGUGUAAAAAAGAGUAUUUAAGCAUACUCUAUUAGUAUCAUUGAUUACAGAGUACGCCUACAUGGUAUAGAGUACAUACAAUCUAUUUUAGAAUACGGUUGGCAACCCUAGUUACUAGUACUAACCUGAUAAUGUGUUUGAUGAAUAUAUUACAUAAUAUAGUAAUGUAGAGCUGUGAUGUACAAAUUAGUUGUCUUUAUAGAAAAUUAAAAGCUGUAGGUAUCAUAGUGUGUUUGACAGAGUAAUAUAGGUAUAGUUACAUAUCAGUGAAAAAUAUUGGGAAAUGUUUGUAAUUAAUUAUUAAAAUGAGUUUUAAAUAUUUCUUCGGACAUUAUUACUUUUAUUUGUUUCCAUCGGCUUUAUCCACGAUUCAUUGGUGUUGAUACCGACUAGUUUCGAAUAAUUUGGAGGUCCUUCCUUACGUCAAGAUGAAUGAAGUAGUUGAGAAUUUAAUUACUAACAGAAACGACAAGGUAUGGAAAAUGCAAGUAAGGCUGUUCAGCUUCAAGAAGUGAAGAUGGGCACGGAAUCUGAACACUCACACCGAUGAAGGACCUCCGAAUACUCCAGAAUUUAAGAGCUCCUUAGCUUAAGUAAAGAAAAUCUGUAUUAAAUUAUAGAUUAUUAUUAUUAUUAUAGACAUACAUACAAAUAA
Molecule: messenger RNA, 2209 nt
Organism: Leptidea sinapis
Lineage: Eukaryota; Metazoa; Arthropoda; Insecta; Lepidoptera; Pieridae
Product: putative ribosome-binding factor A, mitochondrial
Exons: 7
Coding region: 194-1237 (347 amino acids)
Biological process (GO): rRNA processing
Source: RefSeq, a predicted model, not a curated record